AUGGACUUCACCGUGUACGAUUAUCCUCGCGAAAUCUGGAGCAUCUUGCCGGCCUGGGAGGUGGCACUGAAGACGGUCACCUUCCUGCCCGUCAUCCUGUUCGGCUUUCUGGGCAACGCCAUCCUCUGCUACAUCAUCGUGCAGAUACGAGCCCUCCGGACGCCGACCAAUCUGCUGAUCGCGAAUCUGGCCGUGGUCGAUCUGGCGACCGUGCUCGUCUGUCCGCUGAUGUUCAUGUUUCAUAAUUUCUACCAAAACUACGUACUCGGUGCCACGGGCUGCAAGCUGGAGGGCUUUCUGGAAGGAUCGCUGCUAAUCACGUCCGUGCUGUGCCUGUGCGCGAUCAGCUACGAUCGGCUCACGGCCAUCGUGUUCCCCAAACGCUCCCGCCUUACGAAGCGCGGUGCCAUCGUGCUGAUUGGCGUUUCGUGGGUCUGCGGACUGUUGCUAGCGCUUCCGCUCAGCAUGUACCGGGCGUACCGGGAGCGCCAGUGGCGCAACUACCUCGAGACGUACUGCGCCGAGAACACGACCUUCCUGCCCAGCUACUGGCACGUCCUGAUCGGUGCCCUCGUGUGGUUUCCACUGCUCGUCAUGUUCUGUUGCUACAGCUGCAUCUUCCUGAAGCUUGACCGCUACGAGCGCCGUGUCCUGCGGAAGGAGCAUCCAAUCUCGGUGUCGUACAAGCGAAAGGUUGCCAAGACGCUCUUCAUCGUGCUGGUGGUGUUCGUGCUGCUCCGCAUCCCGUUCACGACGCUCGUCUUCAUUCGCUACCGUCGCUUCCUGAACGACAACUCGGAUCAGAUCGGCAGCGACUUCCUGAUCCUCUGGUACGUGUCGCACUACCUGAUGUUUCUGAACGCGGCCCUCAACCCGCUCAUCUACGGCCUGACGAACGAGAACUUCCGGAAGGCGUUCCGCAAAAUCCCUCUCUCGCGGUUACUCUGCGUUCCGGCGCUGACCCGCCCGACCGGGAAGUCGAAGCAGCGGGCCAAGAACGGUGGUGCCGGGUGCGAUCCGGGAGCGAUCGCCGCCAUCGCUCGGCUACAGCCGCGGGCCCCGUGCGGCAACGAGAAGCUCGCCAACCUGUCCGGGUGGCUAAUCUGUCCGGCCGGACCACAGGACAAUCAGCCGACCAGCCCGUCGAAGGUUACGAACGUUUCCCAGCUGAAGCUAACGACGGACGAUACGCCGUCGAGUGGGACACCGGAAGCCCGCGGGAAGACACUCGGUUCCGAGGGCUUCAUAUGA
This is a messenger RNA of Anopheles bellator, 1251 nucleotides long. RefSeq names its product neuropeptide FF receptor 2-like. The transcript is spliced from 3 exons. Gene Ontology annotation, molecular function: G protein-coupled receptor activity. NCBI's taxonomy places the organism in Eukaryota, Metazoa, Arthropoda, Insecta, Diptera, Culicidae. Gene Ontology annotation, biological process: G protein-coupled receptor signaling pathway. Gene Ontology annotation, cellular component: membrane. The record is from RefSeq and is a predicted model, not a curated record. Bases 1 to 1251 code for a protein of 416 amino acids.